GUAUCUUUCCCGCUUCUAUUAUUUAUAACCUUUUCCGUGUUGUAGCUCUCUCUCAACUCAAAUUACGCAAACGCAUUUUAGGGUUUCUCUUCGUUUCAUUCAUUCUUAGGGUUUCAAUUUCAUUCCUCCGAAACAACAACUUCUUACGGCCAUGGACACUUCAAAUCCUGCUGCAUUUGUCAAUGCCCAAGUUCUUCCCAAUUUCAUUGGAAAAAGAGUAAGAGCAGUGGUUCAGGUGAAUCAUUCUGAUGGUGCGACAAUCACGGGCAAGUCCACUGAUGAAUCUCAGAUAAUUGUAAAAGGGCUAUCAUCACAAGUCCCUGUCAUGAAUUAUGUUGAGGUUAUUGGCAUUGCUGAAAGUAACAACUCUAUCCAUGCUGAAAUAUUGACUGACUUUGGUGCCACAUUUGAUGUCAACUCUUACAAUCAGUUAUGCCAACUAGCAAAUGGUGAAUGCAAAAGUCUGUUUCUUUAGGGAUCUUGAAGAUUGCUGGGUCAGCAACUGGAUGAUAUUAGGUUGCAAUGUUCAUGCUAAAGAACCUGCAUAUUUUUUAGCAUUUUAUGAAGGAACUAUAUUACGUAUAUGUUUAUUCUGAGGAUCAGACAUGUGGACAUGUGUUAGACUUGUUUUUGAAGUCCCCUUAACUUACAUCUAUGCGAUCUCUAGUUUUGUUUA
Messenger RNA from Medicago truncatula (barrel medic), 676 nucleotides. Its product is annotated as replication protein A 14 kDa subunit B. The transcript is spliced from 3 exons. NCBI's taxonomy places the organism in Eukaryota, Viridiplantae, Streptophyta, Magnoliopsida, Fabales, Fabaceae. Gene Ontology annotation, cellular component: nucleus. Gene Ontology annotation, biological process: DNA replication; DNA recombination; DNA repair. The coding region runs from base 152 to 475 and encodes 107 amino acids. Gene Ontology annotation, molecular function: DNA binding. The record is from RefSeq and is a predicted model, not a curated record.